This is a messenger RNA of Suhomyces tanzawaensis NRRL Y-17324, 630 nucleotides long. It is a transcript of the gene MRP8, whose product is annotated as Mrp8p. The transcript has a single exon. Lineage: Eukaryota; Fungi; Ascomycota; Pichiomycetes; Serinales; Debaryomycetaceae. The coding region runs from base 1 to 630 and encodes 209 amino acids. The record is from RefSeq and is a predicted model, not a curated record.
AUGUCUACUCCUACCAACGAGGAAUUGCUCGCCAAGAUCGAGGCGCUUUCAGCCGUGGUGGAGAAGCAAUCGAAGCUCAUUGCCCAAACGGGGAAGCAGCUUAUCGAGAACCAAAUCAAAGAUGUUAAGCUGAAGAUGCUGGCGGAGUCUGGCCCCAAGGUGGACUUGGACGACUACGUGACCAACGACGACAUUGUUCAGCUUGUGGGGGAAUUACAGGCCCAAUUGGAUGCCCUGGAAGAGCGUUCCAUAAGACGUUUGUUCAAUGUCCAGUUGAAGCAGGGCGACGAGAGACCGGUUGCUCCGUUGACCAACAAGGAUGGCGAAGAGCCCGUUGCCGAGAUCAAGUUCCCAGCCACGUAUGACGAGUUUGCCAGCUUGGGCAAACGGAGCGUGGUGGAGUUGGCCACCUUCUACGAGAUCAUCUUGCCGAACCAGCCCGAAAUCGAUGCAUUGGUUGCCAGCGAGGGUGUCGAUGUGCAACAGGCCCAAGCGGCUUUGCUGGCCGAAGUUGCCUUUCCUCUUGACCAGGCAGUCGUGGAUAGCUUCUCCGAGGGCCAAAUUGUAGAGGUCCACGAGGAGUUGGCAAGGUACUUGGGAUUGACUUGGAGGAAGACUAACACAUGGUGA